CUGCUCGCAAAUUAUUAGAAGAGUAAGUUUCCCUAGGAUUAGAUGGGAAAGCGUGCCUUUUUAGAUUAUUAACCAUUCUAUUAAACGAACAGGAGCAACUCAGAGGAAAAGAUCGAUGAAGAAAAGGAACCCGAGACUAGCGAGGAAGAUGUCGAGAUGAAGGAGCAGGAUCAAACAGAGGAGGACAACGAAACAAAGAAGGUGGAAGAAAAGAAGCCCAAGAAAAAAGUGACAGCUGCAGAGAUUGAACAAUACGAAAACGAAUUGAAGAUUAUAAAUAAGCUCGACCUUGACGCACUUAUCGAAAAAACCAUCAAAAACAAACUCUUAAAGAAUUCUACACUCAAAAACGAAGAACUCGUUAAGGACUUGAUUGAAUCAUCUAUCAAGCCUAUUGAAAAAGCGGAUCAAAUUACACAAAACAUUGAAUCCAGAUUAAUAUCUCAAAAGCCUGUCAUUGCCGAAAUCGCAAAGACAAUGUCUUCUUUCCAAAGCAUCAUUUUGGGCGACAGUGACAAGAUCCAAAAGAGAAAAGCCAACGAAUUAAAGAAAAAGGCCAUGGAGGAGAAGAAGAAGAGAAAGGCAGAGGAAGCUGAAAAGGAUAAAUUAAACAAAAAACCUAAAGUCACAGCAAAAGCAACAAAGCAAAAAGCAGGUACUUCAGAGUUUGUGGAAACCUUGGGUGACAUGGAUGAUGAAAAUGAUGAUGAGAAUUUCGCAAAGAUUUACGAAGGUGAAAAGAAACCCAACAGAGUCGGUCAAAAACAAAGAAGAAAGCAAUGGGAGGAAAAGUACGGUCGUGAAGCAAAUCAUAUCGCCGCUGAAUUCAAAAAGCGUGAAGAGAAACGUCUCGCAAAUCCCGAUUACAGACCCAAAAAGAAACCUACACCAAGACCUGCUGCUUCCGCUGUCAGCAAUGCUCCUUCAGAGCCUGUGCAUCCAUCUUGGGAAGCUAAGCGUAUUCAAGAAGAGAUCAUGUCUAAGGCAUUGAGUGGAAAGGGUGGCCCAUCAAACAACAAGAUUGUCUUUGAUGAUUCAGAUUAAAAUAAUAAAAUAAAUACAGUGUGUACAGUCUGAUAA
Molecule: messenger RNA, 1080 nt
Organism: Mucor mucedo
Lineage: Eukaryota; Fungi; Mucoromycota; Mucoromycetes; Mucorales; Mucoraceae
Exons: 1
Coding region: 157-1044 (295 amino acids)
Source: RefSeq, a predicted model, not a curated record